Molecule: messenger RNA, 1100 nt
Organism: Aplysia californica (California sea hare)
Lineage: Eukaryota; Metazoa; Mollusca; Gastropoda; Aplysiida; Aplysiidae
Product: protein FAM102A
Source: RefSeq, a predicted model, not a curated record
CGGUUUUGUGAUUUCCUCUUUUUCAGAUCCAGCCAUGAGGCAGAGAGGAACAAAGGCUCCAGCACAGAUACUCUUCAGCACACACCUCGAGGACUGAAGGGUUCGGAGACAGUUUCUAUGUCCUUCUGCUGCAACUGCUAGAAGUCGGAAGAUAUAAUUAUAAUAUACAGUGAACUACAAGGAACAGAUUGAGAUUUCACGCGUCGGAUUUUGUUUUAUUUUUCGGUUUCACUUAGUUGGUGAAGUGUAUAUUUAGGGGAAUUCCCAAAGUACGUCAUUGGGGGAAUUACCGGAGAGAGAUGUGCCACGUUGGCAGAAGCGUGUGCUUUUAGAGUGGGAUUCAAACCCUUAACCAUGUGACUCGGAGUGCUGGAAGUGUGUGUGUCUCUCGCUGCCCAUCAGUUUAGGGUUGUUAUUCAUCCGAGUUUCUGAUAGUCUUGUUGGAAAAAGGAGUGUUGUUUGCUCAAAGGCGAGGUCCAAUUCCAUUAAUUCUCGCCAGAGACAGAAAGUGAAGCGAUAUUUUUGGUAAAUAACAUUUUUUUUUUUAAGAAAGAAAAAAAAAGAACCCUCUUGAAGUAAAAUUAAUUUUGUCAGUGCGUGCGCGUGUAUUCUGGGUGUACUCCUGUUUUUAGAAGCUUCAGGGGUACCUUGGGUAGGCGACUCACCUACACAGCAGUGUGUGUUUGUGUGGCCCUGUAGUGGCCCCCUGCUGUGUGUGUUCGUGUGUGUGUCGGUGAGUGCACGGGUGUGCAGUGUCCGGGGAGCAGGAGGAGACCAGUCGCCGUCGUCUGGCCGCUGACCAUGCCCGCCAGGGGCCGCGUGACGUCACGAUGAUGCCAUUCAUGUCCAAGAAGAAAAAGUUCAAGUUCCAGGUUCACCUGGGCCUGGAAGAGCUGGCCUCAGUGCCCUUUGUGUCGGGCGUCCUGUACGCCAAAGUCCGACUCAAUGACGGCGGCAGCUUCCUGGAGCAGUCGCCCCGACAGGAGGUGCACAAUAACUGCGUGCGCUGGGGGGCCGAGUUCGAGUUCCCGUGCAAGAUGACGGCCAGUCUCACCAGCGGCGUGCUCGACCCCUGCUUCGUCAGGAUAUCUGUGCGGAAG